GAUGCUGCACUUCACUGAGUGAACUGAGCGGGAAAAGAAAUAGAAAAUAAAAAUGGCGGGAAAAGAGGAAGGCGACAGGUGUUCCGGUGCAACAGCGGCGGCGACAGUGACGGCGGAAGAGGUGUGCUGGCGAAAAGAAGUUGACGAUAACCUAAAGAGGCUCCAUUCCCUCCACUUCAGCGCCGAAAUGGCUCUCCAGAAGCGCGACUUCUCUUCGGCUCAAAUCCUGGGGCUCCGCCUCCUCGGCUUCCUUAACUCUCAUUCUCACUCCGAACUCGACCACGCCUUCGUCCGCCCCAUUCGACGCGAAACUGUCUCUAACAUUGAUUCCGCUCGCCGUUUCCUCAUUUCCGAUUCUGAUCGAAAAGCAUUUGAGCUAGCAAAGAAAGCUCCAUCACGUGUUUUUGGCUCAAGAGGAGAUAUUGACACUGAGAAGAUUAAGCAGUCAAAGUACUUCCGAGCUCUUAUUCAGCAGUCUAAUGGAAUUACUCUAAAUGAACUGGGAGAUCAAUUGGGGAAGCUGGACAAGUCGAGUAGCAAGACCUUCAAUUCUAAGAAUCAAGCGAAGCGGAUAGCAUUGAGAAGCAAUUUUUUAAGGGAAGAUAGCAGCAUAUCCCAAAAUCACACAACUUCUAGAAGUAACAACUAUGAAGAAUGCAGUAUUGUAGAAAAGCCCAUGUCAUUCCAUAAUCAGACUAAAAGUCAAAACUCCUUGUUUUUUCAUAACGUAGAGGAAGAAAGAGCCUCUGGAAAUAUCUUGGGUGCGAAACGGGUGCAUAUGGAUAUCCGUAGCCCUACUCUGAAGUCCCCCUUGAGCUCUGAAGAGAACAAUGAAGUUUCGGCCAAUGGAUUUGUUACUGCAAGAGCAAAAUUGGAAAUGGAUGCAAGACAAAAAAGAGGGUUAUCUGGAUCGCCGAAUGCUACCGUAUCCCCACAGAGUGAUAACAAUGGCCCAAGGGGUUAUGGUGGAAGAUCGUAUGGGUUUUCACGCCGUGGUAUUCGUGGUAAUUUUGUUCCCCCUAUUAAAUCCAAUGGUGGCAACUCUGGGAAUAUAACUUCACGAAUUGGUGGAAAGAGCGACGAUACAGCAGAUGAUUCUACAAAGAGAUGUUUGGAAUUGCUAUGUGGUCCUGAUGGUGAGCUUCCAGAAAAAUUAAGGAAUUUGGAGCCUCGUCUUAUUGAACAUGUUAGCAAUGAGAUCAUGGACAAGGAUCCCAAUGUUCGGUGGGAGGACAUUGCUGGUCUAGAGCAUGCCAAAAAAUGCGUGACGGAGAUGGUGAUAUGGCCUCUAUUACGUCCUGAUAUAUUUAAAGGUUGUCGUUCUCCUGGAAAAGGCCUUCUUCUCUUUGGCCCACCAGGAACAGGCAAAACAAUGAUUGGAAAAGCCAUAGCCGGAGAAGCGAAAGCUACCUUUUUCUAUAUAUCUGCUAGUUCACUGACGAGCAAGUGGAUUGGCGAGGGUGAAAAGCUAGUGCGAGCCCUCUUUGGAGUUGCCAGUUGUCGUCAGCCAGCUGUGAUUUUUGUUGAUGAAAUUGAUUCACUUCUCUCUCAGCGUAAGUCAGAAGGUGAACAUGAAUCGAGUAGGAGACUGAAAACACAGUUUCUCAUUGAAAUGGAAGGCUUUGACAGUGGCAGUGAACAAAUUCUACUCAUAGGAGCAACGAAUCGGCCCCAGGAACUUGAUGAAGCAGCACGGAGGCGACUUACGAAAAGGCUAUAUAUUCCUUUACCUUCUUCAGAAGCAAGAGCAUGGAUCAUUCAAAAUCUACUAAAGAAGGAUGGAUUAUUCAAACUUGAAAAGGGAGAUAUUGACACCAUAUGCGAAUUAACAGAAGGGUAUUCAGGAUCAGACAUGAAAAACUUGGUAAAGGAUGCCUCUAUGGGUCCACUGAGAGAGGCUUUAAAACAAGGCAUAGAAAUUACAAAGCUGAAAAAGGAGGAUAUGAGGCCAGUAACACUUAAGGACUUUGAGCAAGCAUUGCAAGAAGUGAGGCCUUCCGUUUCCUUGAAUGAACUUGGUACCUAUGAGAAGUGGAACAACCAAUUUGGAAGCUUGUACCUCUAAUGCAAUAAAGAGUCACAGACAGACUCAAUAGAAUAGAACGUGAAAAAGAAAAAAGAAAAAAUAUUGUAAUAAGAUAUUAUAGAUUCACAUGUUCCCUCUCUUCAUUUAAAAAAGAAAGAAAGGAGUUUUUUCCUUAAAAAAAAAACACCUUAAAGUGGCCUACUAUUAGGCUCGUUGCCCUUCAAAUAAUGAUGGCAGUUGCAAAAAAAUUGAUUGAUCCACCAACUGCCUGUGAAAUUAGAUUCGGAAGCUGUGGUCCU
Molecule: messenger RNA, 2325 nt
Organism: Humulus lupulus (European hop)
Lineage: Eukaryota; Viridiplantae; Streptophyta; Magnoliopsida; Rosales; Cannabaceae
Product: ATPase family AAA domain-containing protein FIGL1
Exons: 13
Coding region: 53-2065 (670 amino acids)
Molecular function (GO): ATP binding; ATP hydrolysis activity
Source: RefSeq, a predicted model, not a curated record